Molecule: messenger RNA, 2831 nt
Organism: Chironomus riparius
Lineage: Eukaryota; Metazoa; Arthropoda; Insecta; Diptera; Chironomidae
Source: the annotation of a GenBank genome assembly
GCGGCCUUUGGGGAGCUACAAGCAAUUCAAGUUGCUGUUUAUUAUUUCUUUAUCUCACAUGUUGGAAGUGCCGUAGUCACGUGAUUCUAUUUAAUUACCAAACAUUGACAAACAAAAAAAUUAUAAACCAUCUGUGACUUGACAAAACAGGCAGCUAAUCUUAUCAAUUAAUUUUGUAAUCAAAAGAAAAUAAUCAUGAGUGACUUGGUUGACCCAACACCUUUCUAUUUAAAGAAACGAUAUCUGAUAAUAUUCUUGAUUUUUAUUGGCUACAUAAAUUUGUAUACAAUGCGUGUCAACAUGAGCGUUGCCAUAGUAGCACUGACUCAAAAUCGAACAAUCAUUGGCGUGGAUGGAACGAAAAGUUAUGAGCAGCAUUUUGAUUGGUCUUCACAACAAAAGGGUUUUGCACUUGGUGCAUUCUUUUAUGGAUAUAUUAUGACACAGUUUGCUGGUGGAGUUUUGGCGACAAAAUUUGGCGGUCAAUGGGUUUUUGGACUAGGAAUUUUCGGAACUGCUGUCAUGACUCUAUUCACACCUCUUAUGACUUACCAAGGAAUAACAUACCUCAUCAUAUCUCGAGUUAUUCAAGGAGUUUUCAGUGGAAUGGCUUUUCCAGCUGUUAAUGCUGUCUAUGCAGUUUGGUCACCUCCACUGGAAAGAUCACGAAGCGCAAGUUAUGGAAUUUCUGGAAUCUAUGUAGGCACAAUUAUUGCUAAUCUUCUAUCAGGUUGGUUAGGUGACAAUUAUGGAUGGGAAUGGAUAUUUUAUGUCUUUGGAGCAGCAACAAUUGUUUGGAAUGUAUUAUGGUUCCUCCUCGUUCAUUCUAGUCCUGAGCAUGAUCCAUGGAUUACAGAAGGUGAAAAAAAGUUCAUAUCUGAAAGUUUAAAGAAUCAAAGUGGAAUGAAAAAUGUCGUGAAGCCUCCAUGGAAGGCAAUCUUCACAUCAUAUCGUGUCUAUGCUAUAGCUAUUGCUCAUUUCUCAUACAAUUGGGGUUACUAUACUUUAUUGACUCAACUCCCCAUGUACAUGCGAGAUAUUCUCAAAAAUGAUCUCACAAAAAGUGGAAUACUUAGUGCUGUGCCUUACAUCGUACAAACAAUAUUGAUAUUUAUUACUGGAUAUUUUGCAGACUGGCUUUUAGUGAAGAAAAUUUUAACAGUCACACAAGUAAGGAAAUAUUUCAACAAUAUAGCAUUGCUUGGUCAGAUGACAUUCCUACUCAUAGCUGCAUUUUUGACAAACACAUCUGCGAUUAUUGUUUGUAUUUCGUUAUCUGUUGGAUUAGGAGCACUUGCCAUGUCUGGAUAUUUGCCAAAUACUAUUGAUAUUGCUCCUCAAUUUGGAAGUAUCAUACUUGGCUUGAGCAAUACAUUUGCUACGAUUCCUGGACUUGUGUCACCUGUUCUUUCGGGAUUUAUUGCUGUCACACCGAGUGCCGAUGAAUACCGAAUAAUAUUCUACAUCACAUGCGGAAUCUACAUAGUAGGAGCUGUAGUUUAUGGAAUUUUUGCGACAGCGAAAGUUCAACCUUGGGCUUUGACUGAACAUAGUUCGACAGAAUCAACAACACGCAAUGAUAAAGAGACUAAGAAUAUCUUCAAUUUCGGACUGUUUGGAGCUGCAAUAUUUUCAGCAUUAGCUCCAUACAUGGCUCGACAUGGAAUUGAAUAUUUAAUCGCAAUUAGAAUAAUUUUGGGUAUAUCCAGUGGAUUUUCAUUUUCGUCUGCAAAUGAUGUUCUUAGCAGGUGGAUUCCUUUAGCGGAAAGGUCUAGAAGUGCAAGCUUCACAACAGCUGGCAUAAAUUUUGGAACAUUCAUGGCAAAUUUUGUUUCCGGAUACAUCAGCAUCAGUUUAGGUUGGGAAUGGAUCUUCUACACAUUUUCUAUAACAACAAUAAUUUGGUGCAUUAUUUGGUUUUUUACUGUUCAUCGUUCGCCAGAGACUGAUACAUGGAUUACAGCAACAGAGAAGCAAUUCAUCAUCAAUAGCUUAGCAGAUAAGAAUGGAGAAAAAGCAGUGACGAAGCCUCCAUGGAAAUCACUUUUGACUUCGCUUCCUCUUUGGGCUAUUAUUGUGGCUCAUUCUUCUUAUACUUGGGGCUUCUUUACUAUGAUGACACAGCUUCCAUCGUACAUGGAUGAAGUUUUACAUUUUAAUCUUAAAAACAGUGCAGUGAUCAGCUCAUUGCCAUACUUGGCAUUCACAUUGGUUGCUUUCUCUUCUGGCUUUCUAGCUGAUUGGAUUUUUAAGAAGAACUUCCUUACAGUCACUCAAAUUAGGAAGUAUUUCAAUAAUUUUGCACUUCUUUGUCAAAUGACAUUCCUUCUUAUUGCUGCAUUCAGCACAGACAAAACUAUUAUUGUGAUCUGUAUCAUCUUGUCUGUUGGACUUGGAGGAUUCAUAACAUCAGGAAUUUUUGCCAAUACUCUCGACAUUGCUCCUCAAUUUUCAAGUAUCAUUUAUGGAAUUUCUUCAACUUUUGCUGUGAUUCCUGGAAUGGUUUCACCUCCAUUGUCUGGGUUUAUUGCUGUUACGCCGAAUGCUAGCGAAUAUCAAAUAAUAUUUCUGAUAGCAUGUCUGAUUUACUUAUUCGGAACUGUAUUUUAUGGAAUUUUCGCAUCUGGAGAUGUGCAGCAAUGGGCUUUAACAAAAUCUAAUUCGGAAGAUGAACAAAUCAAAUUGGAAACAGCUGAAAGCUUUAAAGAACGGAAUAAAAAAUAAAAUUGUGUAUAAUUUAAGCUAAUUGAGCAAUUAUAAAGCACUAAUCGAAUAUUUUUAAUUGCAAUAAAGUCUUUGCUUUAAACUGGAUUGUUCUGGUUUCAAUCACA